CGUGCAAAACUUCAAAGUCUUUUUGCGCUGCUACCCGUGCGGACACAUUUCCUGGAUUAUUGCAAUUUUCAAGCGAAUUGUUUUCGUAUUUUCUACGUGAAAAUACGGAUUUUUGUUGUGUAGAACUGUUCCUGGCGACCCGGGCCAAGCGUGAACCAUGAGUACGAUUUUGGAAAAGAUCUCCCAAAUCGAGGCCGAGAUGGCCCGUACUCAAAGGAACAAGGCCACAGCUGGUCAUUUGGGCCUGCUGAAGGCGCGGCUGGCUAAGCUGCGGCGCGAGUUGAUCACCCCGAAGGGUGGCGGCAGUGCGACCGAGCAGGGAUUCGAAGUAUCGAAAACCGGAGAUGCCCGGGUUGGAUUCGUCGGGUUCCCGUCGGUCGGCAAGUCAACGUUACUGUCAAAUUUGGCCGGUGUUUAUUCGGAAGUGGCAGCAUACGAGUUCACAACGCUUACGACCGUUCCCGGCUGUAUCAAAUAUAAGGGUGCAAAGAUUCAGCUGCUGGAUUUGCCUGGAAUCAUUGAGGGAGCCAAGGAUGGCAAGGGUAGAGGUAGACAGGUCAUUGCCGUGGCUCGGACGUGCAACUUGAUUUUCAUGGUGCUGGACGUGUUGAAGCCGUUGACGCAUAAGCAGCUGCUGGAGCAUGAAUUGGAAGGGUUUGGUUUGCGACUGAAUCAGCAACCGCCGAAUAUCAGCUUCCGAAGGAAGGACAAGGGUGGAGUGAAUUUGAACACAACGGUCACCCAAUCGGAGCUGGAUUUGGAUACGGUCAAGUCGAUUCUGUCGGAGUACAAGAUUCAUAAUGCGGACAUUACGCUGAAGUACGAUGCCACGACGGACGAUUUGAUCGACGUUAUCGAAGGCAAUCGGAUCUAUAUUCCCUGCAUUUACCUGUUGAACAAGAUCGAUCAGAUCAGCAUUGAGGAGUUGGAUGUGAUCUACAAGAUUCCGCACUGCGUGCCCAUUUCCGCCCAUCACCAUUGGAACUUUGACGAUCUGCUCGAAAUGAUGUGGCUGUACUUGAGGCUGGUGCGAAUUUACACGAAACCCAAGGGACAGCUGCCGGAUUACAGUUCACCGAUUGUGUUGCAUAACGAGCAUACGAGCAUCGAGAAUUUCUGUAACAAGUUGCAUCGCACCAUCGCUAAGGAGUUCAAAUACGCCUUGGUGUGGGGUUCCUCCGUUAAGCAUCAACCGCAAAAGGUCGGUAUCGACCAUGUGCUGAAUGACGAGGAUGUCGUACAGAUUGUGAAGAAGGUUUGAGCUUUUCCGCGAAAUCAGCAAAAAUUGUGUAAGUCUAUUACUAUUAAAUCAUUUAUUCAAAAGUUUCUUUUUGAUAACGACAA
Molecule: messenger RNA, 1344 nt
Organism: Ochlerotatus camptorhynchus
Lineage: Eukaryota; Metazoa; Arthropoda; Insecta; Diptera; Culicidae
Gene: 128up
Product: GTP-binding protein 128up
Exons: 4
Coding region: 158-1261 (367 amino acids)
Biological process (GO): cytoplasmic translation
Cellular component (GO): cytoplasm
Molecular function (GO): GTPase activity; GTP binding
Source: RefSeq, a predicted model, not a curated record